Molecule: messenger RNA, 1470 nt
Organism: Cyphellophora europaea CBS 101466
Lineage: Eukaryota; Fungi; Ascomycota; Eurotiomycetes; Chaetothyriales; Cyphellophoraceae
Exons: 3
Coding region: 1-1470 (489 amino acids)
Biological process (GO): carbohydrate transport; transmembrane transport
Cellular component (GO): membrane
Molecular function (GO): carbohydrate:proton symporter activity
Source: RefSeq, a predicted model, not a curated record
AUGGUUCAGAUGUACGCACUGGGCAUCGCCCUCUUCGCCGCCAUCGGCACCUUCUUGUUUGGCUUCGAUACCGGCAUAGCAACCACAACGAUUGCUCAUCAGAGCUGGAUUGACUACAUGAAUAAGCCUUCUCAUGGCUUAACCGGUGCUGUGGUCGCGGUCUAUAUCGCUGGAGAGGCCGUAGGAGCUCUACUGCAAACUGCCAUCGGAGACAAGCUUGGCCGCAUUCGAUUCAUGCAGUUGAUGUGCAUCAUCGUCACGAUCGGAACAUCUGUCCAAACUGGCUCCGUCAAUAUCGGCAUGUUUCUAGCAGGCAGAGCGAUUGCCGGGAUCGCUGUCGGUGCGAUGGUCGGAACUGUGCCCAUCUAUCUUUCGGAAAUCAGUCCCCCUCAGCAUCGCGGUCUCAUAGGAGGCAUAUCCGGCUGCGGUAUCUCACUGGGCACCAUGUUGAGCAAUUGGGUCGGCUUCGCCUGCUCAUACGCUCCAUACGGCUCAACUCAAUGGCGUCUGCCGCUGGGAAUCCAGAUCCCAUGGGGCAUCAUUCUAUUCAUUGGAUUGGCCACAUUCAUGCCUGGUUCACCGCGUCAGCUCAUUCGCUCCGGCAAGGUUGAUGAAGCACGCGUUCAAUUCGCCCGUAUCCGGCGAGAGCUGGCUCCGCAUGAUAUGCAACUCGAAUUCGCCCAUAUGCGAGCGCAGAUCGAGUUCGAGAUGACUCGUGAGGUGAAGACGCUCAAGGAAGUCUUUCGGCUGUUUCGACAUCGCGCUCUUGUGUCUAUUGCGGUGCAGACCAUGACUUCAUUGACAGGAGUCAAUGUCAUCCAAUACUACCAGACGAUCUUGUACAAGUCCCUUGGUGUGGGGCCCAAGACUAUUCUGGCCCUCGCCAGCGUCUAUGGCACAUGCGCAUUUGUCUCUAACUGCCUGACCACCAGAUUCAUGACAGAUCAGUGGGGACGCCGCAAGAUGAUUUUAGCCGGGCUCUCUAGUGUUGUUCUCAUCGAGAUAUACGCCGCCGUGAUGCAGCGUGAGUUUCAGCACACCAACAACCAGGUCGGCAAGGGCUUUGCCAUCUUGGGAAUAUACCUCUUCGUCGUAUGCUAUUACGGAUUUCUAAAUUCAACCACUUGGCUAUACGGAGCAGAAGUGCUACCCGUUGCGCUACGAUCCAAGGUCAUGGGAUUGGCAGCCGCCUCACAUUUCAUCGUCAACGUGGGCAUUACAGAAGCUGGUCCGUCGGCCUUCGCAAACAUUGGGGAGAACUACUACUAUGUUUUCGUUGGAUGCUCACUUUUCUUCUUGAUCAUGGCCUACCUAUAUUUCCCUGAGACCAGACGCAAGACCCUCGAGGAGAUUGCCGAAGCAUUUGGCGACAAAGUUGUGCUGGCGAAUGACCGAGAUAUGCUUGAAGAAGCCACAGCGGAGCAGAAGCUUGGUAUGGCCAGUGAAAUCAGGGUGGAACAUGCUGCUUGA